This is a messenger RNA of Halichondria panicea, 4578 nucleotides long. RefSeq lists its product as uncharacterized. Gene Ontology annotation, molecular function: cysteine-type endopeptidase activity. The record is from RefSeq and is a predicted model, not a curated record. The transcript is spliced from 4 exons. Lineage: Eukaryota; Metazoa; Porifera; Demospongiae; Suberitida; Halichondriidae. Gene Ontology annotation, biological process: proteolysis. Bases 128 to 4390 code for a protein of 1420 amino acids.
GCGUAAUAAUGAUUUUCAGGCUAACAGGCGCUAGGCAGGCCGGCUAUGGGCAACCAAGAAAAGAUCUAGCUAGAUCUAUAUAUAUAUAGCAGGCUAGCAUUGUAAAAGGAAUGCUUUUUAGAUCAAGAUGAGUAAAUCUCCUAAUUAUAUGGUCAAGGACAUUGAUCUGAGAAAUGUAGAUGACACCACUCUUGGUGAGGAGCAUAUAGGUACUGUAGUCGAAUGCCUUCGCGAAGUUACCCAUCAUUACAAAAAAAUUGGGCUUGCGCUACGAUUACCGUACAAUCGAGUGGAACUCAUACACAGUAAACACAAGACCGAGUUCAUUGAUGGCACUACCGCUAUUGUGACUGAGUACAUAAGACAAACCGGAGCCUCUAAGUAUGGUCCCCCCACAAUGUGGAAAAUUGUCGCUGCUGUAAGUAACUCCAUGGGAGGAAACAAUCAUCUACAAGCGAAGAAAAUUGGAAAAGCAUUUCCACCUGGAGCCGUACAAGCAAUAACUAAUCCCAAACAAGAGACAUUUAGUGAUUUUGAAGAAGUCUCUCCAUUGCAAAGUUUCCACAAAACUGAGCAUGUCGAAUCCACACAAGUGCCUCUUCCAUAUGUACAGGCUCAACCCUCAGCCUCGCUACCCAUACUCAGUCAACACCAAUACCAACUAACCGGGCAACCUCCGAAAAGGCACUACUCUGACCCAUCAGGCAAACAAAGUGCUGAGUUUUACAUUGGUGGUAAUGCGAUGCCUUCAAUCCACGAACAAACAGGAAAUGCUCAGGGGGACUUUACCACUUUUCAAGGUGAUAUUUCCUCCCAGCAAAGGAGACAACCAUCUCUGGCUACUCCUACCUACCAGCAACAACCCCGAAAAACACAAUCUGAACCCGGGACCAAUUCUCAGACUCAAGGCAUGCAGCCUAAUUUUUCACAAGCUCAAAACCGACCAUUUGGCCAGCAGACUCUACAAGGGGAAAAAGAGUUUAGUACUUUCGAAGAUGAUCUCUCAUUGCAAGAUCGUCAUAGUCGUCAUAACACUGUGCCUGCCGAACCCACACAAUUGCCUCCUCCACAUGUACAGGCUCGACCCUCGGCCUCGUUCCCUCUAUUCAGUCAACCUCAACACCAACAGACGGGGCAACCUUCAAAAAGACAUCCAUCAGGCAAACAAAGUGCUGAGUUCUACAUUGGUGGUGAUACGAUACCCGAACAACAAACAGGAAAUCCUAAUCAGGGUGACUUUACCACUUCCUACAACCCAGGUGUUAUUUCCUCCCACUCCCAGCAAAGAGGGCAACAACCAUCUGGAGCUACUCCUAACUACCAGCCAAAUAGGCAACCCCGAAAAACACAAUCACAGAUGGUUGUACCCGGGGGAUAUCAUACUCGAGGUAUGCAACCUACUUCUGCACAAGCUCAAAACCAACAAUUUGGCCAACAUACGCAGCCACAAGAAAAAAAAGAGUUUAUUGAACAUCAUGAUGUAAGUUUGAAUGAAGCUGAGAUACGAAAUAGAAUGCUGGGAGUAAACAAGCCUCUAGCAGCAAAUCCUGAAGAUAUCCCUGACUCUCCAACCUGUACACGAGGGAAAAAUGUUUCUGCAUAUCGUGGCCGUGGCCGAGCUCGAGGGCGUAGUAAAUCUCACAAUUCACAGCUGCGACGUCCCGGUUCAAACCAAAACACACCACUUUCACAUCCACCAUUAGGACAAGGCUCCAGAACCACCUCUAACGAACAAUCCCAAGCUUCGACAGCAGUUGGUUACAGCUACGAAGGUUUCGGUCGAAAUUAUACGACAUGUGCAACUACCGUAAGUGUACCCUCUGUACCUGUAUCUACCACACCUGUUGGAAAUGUAACGGUAAAAUUUGACCAACGUAGAGUGAAUCAAACUCCCCCUAAAGAUAUCAUUCCACAACAGCUGGCUGGAUAUGCAGCACCCCCUCCACCUCAGGAACAAUCACGAACACCGAGUGGAUCCCUCACCUCUUUUAUGCCUGGAGAUUCCAUCACGGAGUCCAGCCUCAACAGUUCGACCUGCUCUGAGCCCUGUGUUGAUGAUGAACUCCCCCCAAAUAAGUAUUCUAAAGAGUUGUUCAAAUCAAGUUAUUCCAAAGAAGACUACACACCUUCAAAGUACAGCCAACAUGGCAUGUUAGCCCCAAAGUCCCCAUGCCUAACUCCACCAGAGGCCACUCUAGGCGAUUCUCAUCCUAUUAAUCCGCAACCUCCCCUGAACACGUCACCCCAUCUUCAACCCAGUUAUUCCGGUGUGAAUGUGCCCUUUCCUCGAAGCCAGGAGUAUUCAGCUGGAGCACCCCCUGCUAUUCUACAACAAGCAGCGAAUUUGCCCACAGCACAAGCCUCUGUAACCAGUGACCCAACACAAAGUCAAUUCUCUACAACACAAAGCUACCAGACUAGACAAGGUUUCUUUGAAGGCCAGCAAGACAUGUCUUUAGCUACCAUGGACUCAAUAGAAACCCUUUCCAGCAGUAACACUGAAACUAUGAGAACGUUACAAAGCGAGGGAGAACUAGCUGAUCGAGAUACAACUCACGAACUAGGUAACUCAGUUGUGGCUAGUGCGCAAUCAAGAUCUGGCGUGGUAAGCUAUGUCAAAGGUGUUGAUCGAGGAGCAGUAGCUAAGAUUGAGAAUUCAAGUCUUGUCUCCGGAAUACCUGGUUCUGUCAAGCAAACUAAGAGAGAAAACACUGUACAUGUAUACCCCAACAAGCAGCCGAUGGAAGCCACCAACUUGCGAGCUGUUGUACCUGGACUAUCUGCAAUCAGCAACCCCUACCAAGGACAUACCCCUACCCCUGGACACUAUGAUCAGCAUCCACAGCUACAUGUGAGAAAAGGUCCUCAUAGUAUAGCCUCCUCCAAAUCCUCACAAAGUGUCGAUCGUCCCUAUGGAGCAAAGGAAGGAGCACCUCCUGCAACUAUGGAACUUGUCGGUAUGGACGAUUUGAAACGUGGCGACUAUAGUGACCCAAACUUCAAUCCUGAUGUUGAGAGAGAAGACGAACCUCACCAGCAAGAAUACGGGGGAAAUCUUGUAGUCCAUAAAGAACCGAUUUCAAUGGCGUCGACCAUUUCUUUGGAGAGGUUUAGUGGUUUACACGGACCGACCUCUAUGACACCGACCUCUAUGACACCAAGCUAUGUUGGAGGCAAAACAGAACAUGGCCAGUGCAGCUCAAUACCGUCAAGUCUAGAUGCCUCUGCGUCUCCACAACAGCAAGCCAAUACCGGGAGUCAGCAGCAAGACGAAGUGAGACCAAGCAAUUUGUCAAUGGCUGGACCCAGCGAAGUGGCUGGAUCCUCUCACGUUCAGCAGGAGACUCCACUUGAAAGUGAGUCGAUUCUGGACUACCAAACACUCCUGUCUGACAGCCAUGAUGGAUUUAGACCUUGUGAAGAUGGUGGAAACGUUCCAUUCAAAUCGUAUGAGGCGUUACAAAUUCGUGGAGAAGAGAGAUAUAGAAAAGUUAAGCUCAAAUUUGCUUUGUUAUGCCCUCAAAGAGGUCAGGAGAGGAUCAUAUCUGACGAGGAUGACUAUCCGAUGACAAGCCACCCCCACGGUUUAGCGCUCAUCAUCAACAAUGAAAAGUUCAAAGGUCAUGAUCGGAGAGAGGGUACUAAUGUCGAUGAAACUAACCUUACAAUGACCCUUCGUUACCUUGGCUACAACAUUGAAAUUUAUCGCGAUGUAGCCACAAAGGACAUGAUACGGCUGUUUGAAGAAGUCAAGCUCCGAGAUCACUCAGCUUAUGACAGUUUUAUAUGUUGCAUUUUGACCCACGGUGAAUCUGGAAGGGUUUUUGGUGCUGACAGUUCCUCAGUUCUCAUUGAAACUCUGACCGGGAAACUCUGUGCUGCUAGCUGCCCAAGUCUCAAAGGAAAGCCAAAGAUAUUUUUCAUACAGGCUUGUAGAGGCAAGCUUAAGUGUUGUAGUGUCUCAACCGAUCAUGGUCACCAUGGAAACAGCGACUCCGAGGAGGGCAGUGAUCAUGAUGAAGUUGACCACAGAGCACACCCAUUGCAAGACUCUCCAAGUUCUAACCUCAGGAGAGCUAUCGUGCGAUCUUUAUCGAUGGAGGCGAAAGAAACAGCUGAGAGAGUUAAAGCAGAUGGUGAUUUGCCUGAUGUAGCCGACUUUUUCUUUGGCUUUGCGACUCCGUCUGGGCAAGUAGCCUGGAGGGAUUUGGACCAUGGAUCGUGGUAUAUAUCGGAGCUUUGUCGACAAUUGUGUACAUACAGUGUAUCUAAGUCACUCAGUGAUGUCAUGACGAAAGUGCACGAUAGUGUGGGCACUGCAUAUCAGUACCGUAGCUACAAGCAAGCACCCGAAACAACCAGUAGACUACGAAGAAAGGUUUUCUUUUGAACUUAUGUAAUUUUAUAGAGUGUAGUUUGUGAACUUAUAAGAUUUGUGUGUUUCUGUAGAUCGUUUUUGUAGAGUAGACUCUAGUACACAAUUAUAAUAGUCACUUUAUAUGUUUUGUAUGAUGCACUUUGUUUUUUGGCUGAUACAAUUUGUUACAUUUAGCUAUAGUACGUUGAUCUAUUUUGUAA